AUGGUAAUUGUUCAAGCUAAUAAUAAAUUUUAUCUUGCUGUUAUUCAACAAUUACCACAAAUAGAUCUUUCAACAUCAAUUCGUUCGUCACAAGAAUGUAUUCCUGUUGAACAUUUAUUAAAUUCGACAAUACUGAAUAUGACUCAAUAUCGACGAAUAGCAUUUUUUCAUAAACUUUGUCAUAUGCAUCAUGAUCUCACUUGUUUUAUUGAUGAAGCUUAUUUAUGUUUAUGUACAAAUGAACACCAUGCUAAUUGUAUGGAAUUUAAACAUAAAAGAAAUUUUGAAUGUAAACUAAAAAAAUAUUGUGCAAAUGAAGCGCAAUGUGUACAAGAUCAUCCAAAUUGUCCAUCAACAAGAAUAUGUAUAUGUCCUGAAUGCUUUUUUGGUAAUGAAUGUCAAUUCUAUGCAAAAGCUCUUGGUUCAACAUUAGAUGAAAUUUUAGGAUAUGAAUUUAAACGAAAUGUUAUAUUAUCUCAACAACCUAUUACAGUUAAAGUGAGUGCUAUUAUAACAAUGAUUAUAUUUCUCAUAGGUCUCAUUAACUGUAUUUUAUCAAUGAUAAUUUUCCGAAGAGAAGCAUCACAAAAAGUUGGCUGUGGCAUUUAUCUUUUGACUGCAUCAAUUAAUUCAUUAGCAAUUAUGAUAUUAUUUACAUUGAAGUUUUGGCUACUUUUUCUGUCUUAUCAAUUAACUUUAGAAGAACGUGGUUUACAAACUAUUCUUCUUUUAAAUUGUCGAAUUGUUGAACCACUUCUAAAAGUUAUAUUAUAUAUAGAUAAAUGGCUCCAUGCUUGUGUCGCUAUAGAACGAAUUAUUUCCGUACGACAAGGAAUUAAUUUUGAUAAACAGAAAAGCUUAAGAGUUGCUAAAUAUAUUAUUAUAACAGUGAUUUUAAGCAAUUUUGCUAUUUGUAUUCCACAAAUAAUUGACCUUCGUGUUUUUACUGAUAAAACUGAAGAACGAAGCUGGUGUGUUGUUACAUAUACAUCAUUUCUACGAAUAUAUAGUUUUACAUUAAUUAUAUUUCAUUAUAUGGGUCCAUUAGUAAUUAACUUUAUUUCAGCUAUUACUAUUAUUAUAAUAACUACUCAUCAACGAUCAACUUGUCAAAAAAAUCUUAGUUUCAAAAAACAUCUUAUAACUAAAAUUAGACAACAUAAACAUCUUUUAAUUAGUCCUAUGGUUAUUAUAAUUUUAACAUUACCACACUUAAUAAUUUCAUUUAUUUUAAAAUGUGAUAAAUCAACUCAUCUAUUUUGGUUUUAUCUUAGUGGAUAUUUUCUUUCAUUUAUACCAUCAACAUGUAUGUUUUUAAUUUUUGUUAUACCAUCACCAAUUUACAAAAAAGAAUUCAAACAAGCAAUAUCACAUUAUCGUCGACGAUUUCAUAUAUUCCUCAUAAAUAAUACUACACAAUACUAA
This is a messenger RNA of Adineta steineri, 1425 nucleotides long. Lineage: Eukaryota; Metazoa; Rotifera; Eurotatoria; Adinetida; Adinetidae. The record is from the annotation of a GenBank genome assembly.